AUGAAGUUGGCCAGCUGGAGAAGGUUUGCAGCCUCUAAUCUCUUUAACCUAGUUAAUGGAAAUAUUGGCUCAAUGCUUUGGAUUUCUGCUUUCAUGUUUCUUAUUAUGCACAAAUGUGAUUUCCAGGAUGUAGCUGCCGAACUCAAAAAACUUGAGAAUUUGAAGGCUGAUCUUGAAGCUCAGCUGAAAACGGUCAACACCUCAAUAACGUCUGCACGGGCUCGCCUGGCAGUGCCAGAGAAGAAAGAGAGCAGUUUGAUAAUGCAAGUAAUGAAAUUCCUAUGCACCUCAAGUCAAAGGAAGAAAAGCUGA
Messenger RNA from Microthlaspi erraticum, 312 nucleotides. The record is from the annotation of a GenBank genome assembly. Lineage: Eukaryota; Viridiplantae; Streptophyta; Magnoliopsida; Brassicales; Brassicaceae.